AUGUACUCCGACCGCGAUGGAACUGCCACCAAGCAGUCUCAAAUGGUAUACGACAGGCAGAUGCGGCUUCUCCGCCUUGCCGUCGGCGUGCUUUCUUCAAUUGGCUUUGGUGCCGUAACCAUUGGCGGAGAGUACAGCCGCACUGCUCUUGAACAGCUGAUGGACUCUACUUGGAAAGUCAAUAGGCAUCUCGCUGGGCCGUUGCUUUGGCCCAUUCUAUGGAUUCACUGCAUUGUCUUCUGUGUGCGGGAAGACCCUAUUUCUGCAUAUCAUUCAGCUCUACGCGGUGUGAUGCUCUCAUCACUACUGAUACUAUCUCCACUGCUCGCCAAGUUACCGGGCGGAGAAGCUAGGGAUGUCAACUCACUCGUGCAGCUUCAACUUGUCUGUGCCUUCCUUCUCCUCGUGUCUCAGCUUCUAGUUCCACGUCGGCCUCAGCUUUUCAAUGGUGAAAAGCGCGCUGUUGAUGCCGAAGGCAGCUCCUCUGCACUAGUGCGAUAUUCGAUGAUCUGGUGCCAUCUCCCGCUAGACAUUGCGAGCAAGUCAGAUGUGCUAAGCGCAAUGCCCUUGUUGAACUAUGAAACGAGAGCAUCAAACCAAUCUAUCAUUACCGUGCCGUCGUCCAAGCCGUAUGUUUGGCGUCGAAUUCUUAUCGAACGCCUUCCCCUCUUCGUCAAGCAGUACGUUGUCGUCUUUAUACGUGCUGCAUUUAGCUUUGGAUCACCCUACUGCAUGGAACAUCUUCUAAAAUGCCUCGAAAGCUCGGGAGAUAGGCCUAGUGAGGUGUGGCUCUGGUUCCUCGGUAUGGGAGCUUCCGCUAUUGCCGAAACUGUUGCCAGCCAUCACAUAGCUUGGACCCAGAUGUCAGAAAUAGCCAUCCCUGUCAGAGCACAACUAAUAGCCUCCAUCUUCCAUAAGCUAUUGCACAGAAAAGACUCCAAAGAACAGACAGCUGUGUCCAAGUCAACGUCUCAAGUCCCAGACGUCAUCAAUGUUGUCUCGGCCGACUCACACGCGCUUUCAUUUUACGCGGCUAUCGCUUACAUUAUUGCGUCCCGACUGCUGAAAUUCAUUUUUGCUGCUUUGUUCCUGUACCGGCUUCUUGGGUGGCAAAGUACAAUCGCUGCUGUUAUCGCGACCUUGGCAUGCUUUUCUGCCCAUCGUUCCACCGUCAAGCGGACCACCGCGGCUCGGAGAAAGGUGCGGUUGUCUCAGGAUCGCACCACGGCUGUCUUGAGAGAAGCCUUUUCCUCAAUUCGCGAGAUCAAAUUUUCUUCCCUGGAAUCCCAAUGGGAAAGCCACAUCGAGGCUGUCCGUCAGCAAGAACUCUGCGAUUUGAGCUGCAUUCGGACUGCCGUAACCAUUCGUGGCAUUUGGGAUACGGCUGCUCCGUUCGUGGUGCUCCUUUCCGCGCUUUGCACAUAUAUAUACGUUGGCGGAAAUGUUACCACUUCUACCAUAUUUCCAAUGAUUACUGUGCUGCAUGAGCUCCAGGACACAUUGAGUUUCCUUCCCACAGCGUUGAACGACUACUUCCACUCCGCCGACACCUCCGGUCGCAUCGACAAAUAUUUGGCAUGCUCUGAAAGACCAUUGCUUGUGCGGCCAUCUCCUUCUGGAAACAUCAUUUUUGAACACGCUACGAUUGCGUGGCCUUCAGAAGAUGUCCGUGAGAUUGUUGGUGACCGUGAAACAAAAAGGGCCCUCGACAAAUUUGUACUCCAGAACCUGAAUAUGGAAUUUCCAUUUGGAGAACUGAGCAUCGUGUCUGGCAAGACAGGUGCGGGCAAAUCUCUAUUGCUCGCAGGCAUUCUCGACGAGGCUGAACUUCUUCAAGGUCACAUCAGAGCGCCUACCCCCACAGGCUGCUCCGAAUCAAUUGCAUACGUGGCGCAAGUGCCUUGGUUGCAGAGUGGAACAAUACAAGAGAAUAUCCUAUUUGGUAGCCCGCUGGAUCGGGGAAGAUAUCAUCGGGUGGUGGCCGCGUGCGCGCUGCUUUCCGAUUUCAAGACUCUUGCCGAGGGAGACCAGACGAGUAUCGGCCAGCGAGGUGUCAAGCUCAGCGGAGGCCAGCGCAUACGUGUCAGCUUUGCCCGAGCGCUCUACUCUUCUUCCAGAACAUUGAUUCUCGACGAUAUAUUUUCUGCUCUUGACACGCAUGUGUCGAAAGAUAUUCUGGGCGCUUUGGCCGGUGAGCUCUGCAAAGGUCGAACGAGAAUCUUAGUGACACACCAUGUCUCACUGUGCUUGCCUUAUGCCACAUAUCUUGUUCACUUGGAGAACAACACGGCUUUAUACUCUGGGGUGCCAGAAGCUAGACCGGAAAGCAUGCGGUAUUUGGAGACAGAAACGAAGAAUAUACCCACUUCAGGGCUGGAAGCAGGAUUGUCUUCCUCGAGCGGCACCGAUAUGAUCCCCAAGGUUGCCACUGGGAACGCAGCUCACAUCAAAUUAGCUUCAAAAAGCCUGUUGCAUCCUUACAGGAGCUAUUUCAUCGCUGCUGGUGGCCUUCGGUUUGGAGUCGUCUUUGCAUUCUGGUCGACUGCGAGUCGGUUAUUGAACGCGCUCACAUCGUACCUGUUGGGCUGCAUCAAGUCGCAUGGGCUACCAAUGUCUCAUCCAUCCGGGUUUUCCACAGCUAAAGCAGAUCCUGAGUUUUUCCACAGCAUUGCUCUCUAUCUUGGUGCUGUUGUGUUGGUCAUUAUUACAACAUCGCUCUCAAAACUUCACACAGAUGCUGCGACGCUGCGUGCGGCCAGAGUGUUGUUCCGCCGAAUGGCAUUCACAACACUCCGAAUGCCACUCACAUGGCUUGACGCAACACCUUCCGGAGCAGUUCUGAAAGCUUUCGCGAUCGAUGCACGAUCUGUUGACGAGGCGGCCCUUGCCAGUCUAGCGUCAUUUACCGACAGCUUCAUGAAGAUUCUUACGGCAAUUUGUAUCGGUUUGUACACUUCCAGAUACACGAGUAUAGCGACAAUUCUGCUGGUGAGCUGGUGUAAACAGCUUGUGUCACGCUACAAGAAAGCCGGUGCUAUGGUGAAACGCACAGACGGAGGGCCGAUGGCCGACAUUCUCGAGCAUAUUGCGACUACAUCUGCCGGUAUAGCCACUAUCAGAGCAUUCGGCACCAGUGAUAUGUGCGUCGAAGUCAUGCAGCGUUAUAUUGACGCGGAGUCAACGGCGAAGCGACACUUUUAUCUCUUCCAACGUUGGCUAUCACUACACAUGAGCCUAGCGGGUAUCAUGUUUGCCAUGAUCACGGGAAGUUUCCUUCUCUGUUCCGAGUCUGCGAACAAUGUGACCCGCAUCGGCUUCACGUUGACAUUUGCCAUGGAACUCAGCCACAUGAUCAAUGUCGCGUUCAGCAGAUUUGGCGCCCUCGAAUUAAGUAUGACUGCCAUAUCAUCCGUUGUUCGGCUUACGGAACUCGAGAUAGAGGAUCAGAGCGGCAACGAGGUUGCCGCUGAUUGGCCGUCAGAGGGUCAGAUUGCCGUGCGGGAUCUAGAAGUUCGCUACGCUGCUAGUCUUCCUCCAGUCUUGAAGUCGAUAUCUUUUCACGUUCGAUCUGGCGAAAGGAUUGGAAUUAUCGGUCGCACCGGCUCUGGCAAGUCAUCAUUGACGCUGUCGCUACUCCGGCUACUUGACACUCAAAAUGGGAGCGUCAGCAUCGAUGACAUUGACAUUUCUACCAUCAAAGUGAGAGAUCUACGUUCGAGAAUCGGCUUUAUUCCUCAAGCUCCAACACUUUUCGGCGGCACCGUACGAUCCAACAUGGACUACUUUGAGCAGUUGUCCGAUGACAAAAUUAAUAACGCACUGCGGCAUGUUGGGCUUCUGGCGGAGGAGAGCGACACAAAUCCUGGCCGCUGUACAGCCCAGUCACAGAUUGCUGUAGGCGGCGCAAACAUGUCGCAAGGGCAGAAGCAACUGCUUUGUCUAGCACGGAUUAUACUCAGAGACCCGAAAAUUAUCAUUCUUGACGAGGCGACAUCAGCUGUGGAUAGCGAGACAGACGCAAUGAUCCAGCAAGUCAUCCGGACGCUAUUUCGCAAUACAAUACUUGUGGUAGCACAUCGAUUGGAGACAAUUGUGUCAUUUGACAGAAUUUUGGUUAUUAGAGAUGGUGCUUUGGUCGAAGAUGGGACUCCAGCACACCUCUUUAGCCGCAAUGGAGCCUUCCAUGAUAUGGUUCAAGAAAGCCAAAACAGUGAUUUCUUGAAGAAAAAAAUUAUGAAUAAAUAG
Messenger RNA from Akanthomyces muscarius, 4245 nucleotides. RefSeq lists its product as uncharacterized. The coding region runs from base 1 to 4245 and encodes 1414 amino acids. The record is from RefSeq and is a predicted model, not a curated record. Gene Ontology annotation, biological process: transmembrane transport. The transcript is spliced from 3 exons. Gene Ontology annotation, molecular function: ATP hydrolysis activity; ABC-type transporter activity; ATP binding. Lineage: Eukaryota; Fungi; Ascomycota; Sordariomycetes; Hypocreales; Cordycipitaceae. Gene Ontology annotation, cellular component: membrane.